GCUGUGCGGGCUCUGAGCGCGCCGCGCUGCUUCCCUGCGGGUGGGGCCGCUGCGCUUGGUUCGAUGUGCGGGGGGGACCUUAGUGCCGCAGGACGCGGCUUAAGUGGGGGAGCCCGUGGCUUUGGAAUCAGCGUGGUGUUAGAAGAGAUAAAAGGAUCCGGUGGGAAGGGGGAGUGGAGCAUCGUCGUGCUGCGCUGUGAAGGCUGUGUUCACCUGGUGGAUCUUCUGGGCUUUGUGAUUUUGGAUGGGUUUUUCAUGUAACAGUAUUUCCUGCCUGAAAGUAACUGUGAAUAACUAUGCCUCUCCGUGGCAGUUGGUUGUGCCACGAGAUGACCCGGUCCGGGAGAGCACAGGGAACGCUUCCUCGAGGGGAGGCCGCAAGCUUUGAGGUGUUGGGCUGCUUCUGCCCGUAGCCCUUCUUCCAGAGGCACUGCAGACCUGCUCCUGGGCAGGACCAUGUAUUCUCACGUGACAGCGGUCAGCUGCAUGUGUGCUCGUGUGAGGGACAUAAUGCAGCACCUGAUGGGUACACAGCCCUCAGCUGCUGCGGUUCCAGCAGAGCGCUGUGUCUGUGUGCUGCUUGCUGAGGAUGGCACAUGCUGCAGCAACAGAUCAAGAAGCUUUUCACAAGAGGCCAGUAGAUGAAUUAUGUAGCUUUAACUUAUGCCCCGAGAAUUCAGGGAAAAGGUAGCUAAAUAUAUGUUGGUAUUUUCUUGUGAUGGAGUUGUCUUUUAGGGGAAGAAGUGCUAUUAGUUUUCUCAUUAAGAGGAGCUGUAACACAGACUGGAUUUGGGCAGGGUUUAUUUUUGAAAAGCCCACCUUGAUUUUCUAGUCAAGCUGACAGCAUCUGAAAGCGAAGCCCAAAGGCUGUGUGUGUGUCUGUGAAGCGUGACUCAAUUUUAGCAGGAAAGGGCUUGGGUUGGAUGGCCUCUAGAGUUAUUUUUGAAUGGGAAUUAUUUCACAAUAGUAUUCUGUGAUUAAAGAUAUAUUGGGGAUGGAUGGGGGACUGAUACUGCAGCAUGCUGUGGAAUGGCUCCUGUGCAAAACAUACUUUAAACAUACUUAAAGCUGUCAUGCCAAUCAGUUAUCACUAGACUUUUUCCCCUAAUGAGAAGUCUAAAUAUUUACGCCAGUAAGAUUAGUUUGCUUGUUCUCUAUGCUGAUAUUCAGUUUUCAUUUUACUUUAUUACAUGUUCAUUGUGUUAAGCAAUUAAAACUUAGGCAGCCAGGGAGGUUGCUGUAGUUCCCUUACUGCUUGUGAAGGAAAGCAGCUGCCCUAAGGUGGGUAAUCUACAUCUGAUGUCUAAGUGAACGUCUCUGGGGGAAAGAAACCAAAACUAAAAAAACAGCAUCUCUCCCUUAAAAUAGGGAGUUCAGCUCCCUAUUUUAGAAUAAGGAAUAGGGCAAUGUGAAGUUGUUAAAAUAGCACAUUUGCUUUAUGGGCAGGAGAAGUAAUGGAUUUCAGCUGUCAGCACUACAGCUGGUGGAGGCUGCGUCCCUUUCCCUCCUGCAGCAGCUAUCCUGGCUUUUGGGGUUCUUACUGUGAGGCCUGCUAACCUGUGAUCUCUUGGUUGAAACGGGUCAGGGAGCUCUCAUGCAAGUGCCUGCUUCCCUACAGCAGGGGGAUGGGAGCAUGGCCAGGGAGGUGGAGCAGCAGGGCAUGGCUGUGGGACAGCAGUCGCGCUGGCACAGCUGCCUGCGUGUGCUCUUUUGUCACACACAGCUGUGGCAUGCAGUGUGGCAGAGACUGUCAGGGGAAGUGAAACAGUUCCCAUGUCCAAAUGAACCCUUAGGUAAAUGAGUGAGAUUUUUUUUUUCCUUCAGCGCUGCUUCAAGCUGCUGUCAGCAGUUUGAACUUGUGCCUGCUUAUUAUUGGUGUAAAGUAUGAUGCCACAAAAUAGAAUUCUAUCAGUUUAACAAAUGAUGGGUAAAAAUGCAGUGGUGCAGUUAAUCAAAUCCUUAUUCUGUUCAUAGUCUUACCCUACAGUCAUCAGCCUUUGGUUCCUGAGUGUGCAUUAAGUGGUAGCAGCCACAUUCUCAGAGCAACAAAGGAUUUCUCUUUGAAGAAUUACUCUUCACUUCCAGAUCUUGGAGAUUGUGAGGAUGGAGCGAGUCCAGUGUAUCUUAUGAUGCGGUAUUACAGACUUUGUGAGGAAGCCUGUUCCUAUCUGAAAAUCACGGUCUAAGAACUUCCUUUCUGUAUCAAUGCAGAGUACUUUAAAUUAAUUGUAUUGGUUUGGUCAGGCCUUCCCUGGAAGCCUGCAAAAAUUUAACCUGAAUUAAUUUUGUUCAGCUUGAUAGCAAGACAAAUUGGGAUAUGUCAAAUAUUUCAUUGCCUUUGUAGGAGGCUGAACCAGUAACUUGAAGAAUUUUGCAGAAUGCAAAAAAAACCUAAAGCCAAACCCUCUUGUAUUGUCAUAUUAGCUAUAAUUAGUGGUUAUUUAGUUCCAGACAAGUUGAGGAUACUGCUCAUAGCAUGGGAGUAAAUCUGUGGUGUGAAAACUGCCCCCAUUUAUUUUGAUAAUUUGUUUGUUCCAAAGCAUCAGUAGGACAAUGCAAGUGUCAAUGUGACUAAAGCUUUCAGUCCUGAUAACUUAAUCUGAAUGUCUUUUCCAGAGUGCCUUACGUACACAUUUACAGGAACCUAAAGGCCUGCUAACAGAACCAGAUCCUGCAAUACUGCAAAGCUGAUAAAGCAAAAGAAAACCCAACCGGAACUAAACAUACACACAAAUAUCCUUUGAAAGAAGAGGAUUGAUAUUUAUAGAGGGUUUUUUUCUGAAGCUGUCAACACUGAUUUGCUGUGAAGAUAAACUCGGUUCAUUUUUGUGGAAAGAGAUGCCUGCAGCAGCUAGGACCAUGUGCAAGUUGCAAGGGGUGAGCUAGUGCUGCUGCAACAACGUGGGCCUUUUCCAAACGAGUUGUCUUCUGCUUUCCUUUAGUUACACUUAGUAACUGCUAGCUGCAGGGUAAGUAAAUUCAGAAGAUCAGCUUACCUCACUGUUGCACAGAUGCUAGGUCAAGUGCAGAAGGGAGAGAAGACCCUCAGGUGCAGUGUGGCUGCCCCACUUCACAGAACGCUGUAGUAGUGCUGUUUGCAAUGGGUGUAGUGCCUGCCUGUGUUUGGAAAGCAGGAUUUGUGCUUGCUGGGUGUUAGUGCAGUCUUUAUGUGCCAAGUGGAGGAGCUGACCUGGCUGAAAGUAACCCAGAAUGGAGGGGAAAAGGAACGGAGGAGGAAAUACUUGGUCAGGUGAACUUCCUGACCGUGUUUGUUUUGCAGCUUCAGCUCUGGUAUAGGGAACCAGUGUGUUUUUGUUUCCUGUAACAGCACAGAGUUUUGCCAGCUUCAAGUGGUCAAUAGCAGAAGAUAUGCAGGACAGCUUGGCCUUGUUAACAGGAGUCUGUCUCCUUACCUGGCUCUGGCCUGUAGCCAGUGCCUAUGUGAGCUGGCUCUGUGGACAGCCCCCGUGCCUCGCCUGCCCCAGGGCCUUGUGUGGCUGCUGAGCUGGAACUAUGCACAAGCAAUAGGAGCUCAGGGAUAGGAGUGAGACCAUCCCCUUUGGAGGCCCAAACUGUAAGAAUGACUCCGCAGGCUCCUGAAAACGCACCCUUGCAGGGUUGUUUCCUCACCUUCCCUCCCACUGUGGAGCAUUUUUGUGGAGCAUGCACUGUGGAGCAUGCACUGAGCGCUUUGCUCACCUGAAAAAUUAAACAUAGCAGUUUUGAAGCCUUGAGAGCGAUGAUUUUAAAUGAAUUGCGCAGGCAUGGCUGCCAGUGCAUCUUUUUACUCUAUUGCAGUGUGCCUUAUAAUUAUUCCCUUGUGCUUUGCAAGUGCCUCAUCUUCCCUUGCCUGCAGGUUUAGCUGCUUGUUUCCUGUGGUUAUUGGUCUCUUGUGUGUGUACUCUCUAAGUCUUGAUGUCACGUGGAUUUAAUAAACGCUCUGACUGGGUGUCAUGAGUCACAUAAAUAUUCCUUAGCUUAGGGAUAAGGGAAUGUUACUCUUUUGAGUCUGCAACUGUUCUACCAUCUUGAGCGUGAUGGCUUAUAGAAAGAUAAUCCAAGAAUAGCUCAUUUAGUUCCUGUGUUCAUUGAGUUUCCUACGUAGGAAGCAAUGAGCAGAGUAGUGUCAUGCAUCUCACAGAUGUGUUAGAUCAUCAAUUAAGCCAAGGAAUCCGUAAAGCAUUGUGGAAUGCUGUUCCAGAGUGUAAAGAAAUCUGUUUAAAACAAGUAACCAAACCUCCUAACUCCCCUACAAUUAAUCACAGAGGGGUUUUUGAGUGCUUUGCAUUUUACAUGUGGGUAUUUGUUAAACAAGUUCAGCAUUGGUUGUGCUGAAUUCUUAAUCAUCGUGCAAUGACUUUGGGAAUGGAAGUGAGGAUUAGUUUCCAUUUUAAGGUACAGAUCAGCUGUAAGCCUGAUAUGAUGACAUGAACUGAAAUAGCACAUCCUUAGUUCAUUUUCCGAGAUUUGUUGAAAUAUUUUAUUGCUGAAGUAAUAUGACUAUAGAAGGAGAUUAAGACAGCUUCUUCUAAGAGGGAAUUAUUUUCUAGCUAGCUUUUCAUUAUACUGACCUCUCAAGCCUUCCUGAAAAGUCACGUUGCUCUUAUAUUUCUGCAUAUAAGACCAGAAAGUUAAGUUCACAAUAAUUUCUAUGCUCAUAACUAGUUAACAUGCCAGUAUCUCAAAAGUAUCCACAGUGUUCUUCUGCAGCUAUUAACUUAAAUGUGCAUCUGUUCUUCUGCAGGCAUCUCUUUCUCAGGUGGGUUUGAUCUAGAAGAAAAUUCCUGUAUUACCACACAUUCCAUGUGUACAUGGAGCCAUUCCUGGAAUCAUGAUGCAUUAUAUGUGUUCAUCCAUAAGAUUCCAAAAUAAGUGUGUCUAAACUCCAAGGCUCAUCUUACAACAGUUUAUAGAACUGUGGGAAAGCAUGGGAGACUUCAGAUGGCCUAAGUGGACGUAAAUUCUGUGGCUGUGGAAAGGGGUGAUCCUACAGUUCCACACCACCACUGGUGCAGCAGUAGCAUUUUUAUGGAAAUUCUGGUGAUUAGCAGUCAUGGCAACCAUAGAGGAACUGGCCCAUCAAAUUAUUGAGCAGCAAAUGGGAGAGAUUACCCAUUCCCAGGGAGCUGUUACACAAACACUAAUGGAUGGGGCAGCACAACGAAUACAGAUCGUCCCUUCGGAUUCAGGCCUCUCUUUGCCACAGCGUAUACAGAUUGUCACAGAUCAGCAGACGGGCCAGAAGAUUCAGAUUGUUACUGCACUUGAUCAGAGCUCAGCAGGCAAGCAGUUCAUCCUAACAAAUCAUGAUGGCUCUACCCCAAGCAAGGUGAUCCUUGCCAGACAAGAUUCCACUCCAGGAAAAGUUAUCCUAGCAACUCCAGACGCUGCAGGUGUCAACCAACUGUUUUUUGCAUCCCCUGAUAUAUCUGCACAACACAUCCAGAUUUUAACAGACAACUCUCCCAAUGAGCAGGCCCUAAAUAAAGUGUUUGAUCUGUGUGUUGUGUGUGGAGACAAGGCAUCAGGACGUCACUAUGGAGCAGUAACUUGUGAGGGUUGCAAAGGAUUCUUUAAAAGGAGCAUCCGCAAGAAUUUGGUGUAUUCGUGCCGAGGAACGAAGGACUGUGUCAUUAACAAACACCACCGGAAUCGCUGUCAGUACUGUCGGCUGCAGCGAUGCAUCGCCUUCGGAAUGAAACAAGAUUCUGUGCAGUGUGAGAGGAAACCUAUUGAAGUGUCACGAGAAAAAUCUUCCAACUGCGCAGCUUCCACAGAAAAGAUCUACAUUCGGAAGGAUCUUCGCAGCCCGUUAGCUGCAACUCCAACUUUUGUAACAGACAAUGAAACAGCAAGGUCAACAGGUCUGUUGGAAUCAGGAAUGUUCGUUAACAUUCAGUCUGGAAUUAAAAGCGAGCCUACGGUGCUGAUGACUCCAGAUAAGGUUGAAGCCUGUCAGGGAGACUUAAGUACACUGGCAAACGUGGUGACAUCGUUAGCAAACCUCAGUAAAUCCAAAGAUAUGUCACAAAGCAGUACCGAGCUAUCUAUGAUUGAGAGUUUAAGUAAUGGAGAUGGAUCAUUACCGGAACUCCAGCAAGAAGAACAAGGAAGUAGUGAUGUUACAAGGGCAUUUGAUACUCUUGCAAAAGCGUUAAAUCCUGGAGAGAGUGCAGCGUGCCAGAACUCUGACAGCGCUGAGGCCAGCGUACAGCUCGUUGGUGGAGAAACAAGCAUGAAUAUCGUUGAAAUAGAGGGGCCCCUACUCAGUGAUGCACACGUAGCAUUCAGGCUCACCAUGCCUUCUCCUAUGCCCGAAUAUCUGAACGUUCACUAUAUCUGCGAGACUGCCUCCAGGUUGCUUUUCUUGUCCAUGCACUGGGCACGUUCCAUUCCAUCCUUCCAAGCUUUAGGACAGGAUAACAGCAUAUCAUUAGUAAAAGCCUGCUGGAAUGAACUUUUUACACUUGGUCUUGCGCAGUGCUCACAAGUCAUGAAUGUGGCAACUAUAUUAGCUGCGUUUGUUAAUCACCUUCACGACAGCUUACAGCAAGAUAAGCUGCCAACAGACAGAGGAAAACUAGUAAUGGAGCACAUCUUCAAACUGCAAGAGUUCUGUAACAGCAUGGUGAAGCUUUGCCUAGAUGGAUAUGAAUAUGCGUAUUUGAAAGCAAUCGUACUCUUCAGUCCUGAUCACCCAGGGCUGGAAAAUGUGGUACAGAUAGAGAAAUUUCAAGAAAAGGCGUACAUGGAGUUCCAAGACUAUGUAACAAAAGCAUAUCCCGAUGAUACUUACAGACUGUCUAGACUUCUUCUCCGAUUGCCUGCCCUGAGGCUGAUGAGCGCUGCCAUUACUGAAGAGCUAUUCUUUGCGGGACUAAUUGGAAACGUUCAGAUUGAUAGCAUCAUCCCGUACAUUCUGCGAAUGGAGACGGCAGACUACAAUACUCAAAUAAUUGGUCAUGCCGUAUAAAAGUAGUGAUCAAGGAUUCUGUACCAUGGCAGUCAUGGUGAUGUAAAUGCAUACUCUGUCUCCAAGAGAUGGCAAUAGGCCUUCCCAUGCACCUUUCUAAAGAAGACUUGUGUUCCUCCUUUCCAGUACACUUGGGAAAUGCGGUGGAGUGUCUUAAGGAAUGUAGGAUCGCUUCCUAUUUUUCAUCUGAUCUUCAAGGACUUGUAAAUUAACUUGAUAUCUGAAGAAAGUCAAGAAUUGUCCAUCCUAUUUUUGUAGAUAGAUGAACUUGGAAUAUUUGUUUAUGAAACCCAGGCUUGUGAAGAAACUGAAGAAGCUUUGACUAAACUAAGGUAUCUCAACUUAGUUUGGUGUUUUAGACAAAUAAAUUAAGUUUCCUCUCUGA
Molecule: messenger RNA, 7358 nt
Organism: Numida meleagris (helmeted guineafowl)
Lineage: Eukaryota; Metazoa; Chordata; Aves; Galliformes; Numididae
Gene: NR2C1
Product: nuclear receptor subfamily 2 group C member 1
Exons: 16
Coding region: 5054-6973 (639 amino acids)
Biological process (GO): anatomical structure development; negative regulation of transcription by RNA polymerase II; cell differentiation
Molecular function (GO): zinc ion binding; RNA polymerase II cis-regulatory region sequence-specific DNA binding; nuclear receptor activity
Source: RefSeq, a predicted model, not a curated record